Molecule: messenger RNA, 2640 nt
Organism: Musa acuminata AAA Group (dessert banana)
Lineage: Eukaryota; Viridiplantae; Streptophyta; Magnoliopsida; Zingiberales; Musaceae
Product: thaumatin-like protein
Exons: 5
Coding region: 393-1352 (319 amino acids)
Biological process (GO): defense response
Cellular component (GO): extracellular region
Source: RefSeq, a predicted model, not a curated record
GUUGUAGAGUCAAUAAUGAAAUUAGUGUCCAAAUUAGAAUUCCUCAAUGAUCCAUUUGGUUCAUGAUUCAUUGUGUGUAGUAGUUUCUAUCACUUAUGGCGUCAUGCAAAACAUGGAUUUCCAGUUUUUGGUUAUUCCUGCUUAGUAUAACUGAAACUGGUCCUUAUGUUAUGACAGCAGGAAUUGAUAGAAGUUACCAUGAUCAAAUAUUACAGGAGAAUGACUUGAUAAGACUAAAAUUAUAUGAUCGUUAAUAAUAUUAAAUCUGUGUGAAUCUCAUAUACUAUCAGGUUCAUUUUUUGCUUUUGGUGUGUGAUUUAGCUCAUGACGGGCAUCCAAAUUGCUAGAUAGAUAUAUCACCGGAUGGAACACAGACGUCAACCCAGGAAAUCAUGGAACCAACUCAGUCUCCAUCUGCUCAUACUUGUAACUCACUCAUGCUUUUGAUAUCCAGACACUUGCAUUGCAGUCCAAGAAACAAAGCUCAAGCUUUCAAGCAACAUAAAGUGUGCUUCACUCACGGCAGUACAAGAGCUAUCCCGGGUGGCAGCUUCCUCCCAUCAAACUCAGAGAACCUCCUGCUCAUGGAUCCUCUCCCUACCUGUGCUCUUCUUUGCUCAAUCUUUAUACUCGGUGAACUUGUGAAUGGGCAAAUGGUUAUAUUCCACUUGAACAACAAGUGCCCUUUUCCAGUGUGGCCUGCAGCCGCCCCCAAUGCCGGCCAUCCUGUGAUUGCCGAUGGUGGCUUCCUCCUCCCACCCAAUCAGACAAAGCGUGUUCAUGCACCUCCGACGUGGAACGGCCGGUUUUGGGGUAGAACCGGUUGCGACUUCACCACCACCUCCAAACCAGGUUGUCAAACUGGCGACUGCCAAGGCCUGCUCUCUUGCAAUGGAACCAUUGGCACGCCUCCUGCUACCCUUGUCGAGGUUGCAUUACAGGAAGACCAAAGCAAGCCGAGCUUCUACGACGUGAGCGUGGUGGACGGCUACAACCUCCCGAUCGCCGUGUCGACGAAGCCAGCAUAUCGCAAGUGUUGGAUCGGAGGAUGCACGAAGAGCAUCAACAGCGUAUGCCCGCAAGAACUCCAGGUGUUGGACCACAGCGGCGCCGCCGUGGUCGCAUGCAAGAGCGCGUGUUUGGCCUUCGAUCUGGAUGUGUUCUGCUGCAGGAAUUCGUACGGGAAGCCGGAGACAUGUAAGCCCAGCGUGUACUCCGCCAUGUUCAAGGAUGCUUGUCCGAGCUACUUCAGCUAUGCUUAUGACACACCACCGCCACUGGUGAAUUGCUACUCCAGAGAGUAUGCCAUCACCUUCUGCCCCUCGAGAUGGGGUAGUCUUUUAUCCCAGUAAGAGAAAUCUAUCUGCUCAUGAAUGUGACAUGUUUCGGCUAUCUUCAGAUACAUCGGUGUUAGUAUCAUAUAUAUAUAUAUAUAUAUAUAUAUAUAUAUAUAUAUAUAUGUUCGGAUCUUUUAACAUAACCUAAAAAGAUUGUCUUCUGAGUUAGUAGCCUUACAUAGUUCUAAUCACGGUUCGAUUUGAACCGGUAUCGAAUCGGACUUUAAUCAGAAUUGAACCUUCUCAGUUCUAAUCACGGCUCGAAUUGAACCGGAAUCGAAUCGGACUGGAAUGAGAAUUGAACCGUCUCGGUGGCAAGUUGUCGUCCUAUGGAAUGAGAAUUAAUCCACAGGGCAAACACCGUAGAAGCCAUAGUUAAUGGUCACAACCACCCCCCGUCCCCCAUUCUUCCUUCGCUUCGCUCUUAAGAACAGCACAGGCACAACGGGGAUCAUGACUGCAAACCUUCCUCGGUCUCAUAAGCUGCACUCUAAGCUUCUCAUGGCGGCCGAUUCCUCCUCCUCCUCCUCCAACGCACUUCUGCUGUCAAUCUUUUUAGCCUUGAGCUUGCUGAUCCCCGCCGCGAGCUCGGACAUCUCGAGCGACGUGGCGGAGUGCGGCAGCCACCUGCUCGCGAUGCAGACGUGCAUCACGUUCGUCCAAGGGACCGCCGAGGCUCCCACGCCCGACUGCUGCGCUGGCCUCAAAACAGUCCUCGCCAACAGGCCCAAGUGCCUCUGCAUCCUUGUCAAGAUGCACGACGACCCCCAACUCCCCAUCAAGAUCAACGUGACUCGAGCUCUCGCGCUGCCCACCGCGUGCAGCGCCCGUGCCAACAUCUCCAAGUGCCCGCAGAUUCUGAAGCUGCCACCAAACUCCAAGGAAGCAGAGAUCUUCAAGCAGAGCGGGAGUCCAACUCAAGCUAAGGGAAACUCCACCAUUAACACCACCACCGGCACAUCUCCCCGGGCCUCGUCUGAGACCAGUAGUGGGAGGAGCGAUUACUUGGAGUGGAGAGGGUGGUUGGCAAGGAAAGCUGUGGUGGCUUGUGUUCUUUUCUUGGUGAUGCCGCUUCCACUUUCCACUUGAUCCUUUGCAGCACAAGGUUUCCAAGACACAGUGUUUUGCUUUGCUCGUCAUGUUUCCCAACCUACUCUCUCUCUCUCUCGCCUGUGGAAACAAUUAAUGUUGUUGUAAGUUUGUCACUAAUAUGUUGGACUGUAUGCCUCUACCAGUGAUAUGCCAAAAUAUUUAAUGGUUUGUACCACCAGGAAUAAAUCACUGUUCUACUUUGGCCACUCAA